AUGUGCAGAGGCACAGGAGCCAAGAUCUGCUCCGCCAGAGCUGGUCUCCAGUUCCCCAUCGGUCACAUCCACUGGCUGCUGUGCAAGGGACAUUGUGCCGAGCGUGUCGGGGUUGGAGCUGCCACCUACCCAGCCGCAGUCUUCAAGUACCAGACCACUGAAAUCCUCGAGCUGGCCCGAAACACAACCCAGGUCAACAAGGAGACCCGCAUCAUCCCCACCACCCGCAACGAUGAGGAGCUCAGCAAACUGCGGAGAGGGGUCACCAUAGCCCAGGGUGGGGCCCUGCCCAACCUCCAGGCUAUGCUGCUGCCCAAAAAAACCAGGCACCACAGCAAAGUUUACGCCUGA
This is a messenger RNA of Carcharodon carcharias (great white shark), 351 nucleotides long. RefSeq names its product histone H2A, sperm-like. The transcript has a single exon. The record is from RefSeq and is a predicted model, not a curated record. Gene Ontology annotation, cellular component: nucleosome. Bases 1 to 351 code for a protein of 116 amino acids. Gene Ontology annotation, molecular function: DNA binding; structural constituent of chromatin; protein heterodimerization activity. Gene Ontology annotation, biological process: DNA damage response. NCBI's taxonomy places the organism in Eukaryota, Metazoa, Chordata, Chondrichthyes, Lamniformes, Lamnidae.